Molecule: messenger RNA, 4974 nt
Organism: Adineta steineri
Lineage: Eukaryota; Metazoa; Rotifera; Eurotatoria; Adinetida; Adinetidae
Source: the annotation of a GenBank genome assembly
AUGAAUACCAAUAAUAUAAAUACCCCAUUAUCAAAUCGAUCGGAUGGUAACGAUCCGGGAUCGAUUAUUCCUUCAAUGUACCCUUCAACUCCAGCAACAACAUCAAAUAAUUAUUUAUCAAAUCGUACAUUUAUUCCACCAACUCCAGCAUCUGUUAAUUCAGAAAUAGAUACAUCGAAUGUAACAUCUAUACAACAAAAUGAUCCACGAAGAAAUAUUAUUCAACAACUUGCACUUCUAUUACAUGCACACAAAUGUUUACAACGUGAACGACAAGCACAAGCUUGUAAUGGAGAUAAUAAUCAUGGAACAGCACCAACAACUACAUCAUUAAAUCUUUGUACAUUACCACAUUGUGCCACAAUGAGGACAGUGCUUCAACAUAUGACAAAUUGUGCCGAUUUUAAAACUUGCUCUUUUAAUCAUUGUGUACAAUCUCGUCAUAUAAUACUUCAUUGGAAAAAUUGUACAACACCAAACUGUUCUAUAUGUGGUUCAUUAAAAAAGCCAUCAGCACUUCGACCACAAAAUUCCAUACCAAAAGAAUGGCAACAACAGUUACAACCAGAUCAUCGAAAUCAUUUAGUCAAAAAGAUUGUCGCUGCAUUAUUAAAUACUGUUCAACAAGAUGGUCGUUCUUUACCACCUGAUCGUUUAUCUGCAGUUACAUCUUAUGCUCAACAAACAGAAGCUGAAACAUUUAAUACAGCUAUAAGUCAUGAAGAUUAUUUUCAUCGUUUAGCUGAACGUAUUUAUAAAAUACAAAAAGAUUAUGAAGAAAAACAAAUGUCGAAAAAACAACAAAUUUUAACAACAACAUUAACAUCAAUUGAUAAAUCAGCUGGUGAACAAGGUCCACCAAAUCGUAUUGCACCACAAUCAGAUUUUCCACCAUCGUUUUUAUCUUCAUCAACAUCAUCAACAACAGCAACACAAAUUAAAUCAGAAAAUCAUACUCCUAAUCCAACACAAUCAACAUCAUUUGAUACACAUCGUAUUUCAACUGAUAGUCUUAAUCGAAUGACUAUAAAUAACAAUAAUUCAAAUAUGAUUUCACAUGCAGAUACAAAUGGAACUCAUGCUGAUACAAAACUUAUUAAAACAGAACAGAUAUCACCAAAUCAUGAUACGAAAAUUCAAACGACAACUACCAUUGUAAAAACAGAAGAAACAAUAACAAAAAAUGAAACAUCAAUAAAUGGUAAUAAUAUUACAACAACAACUCUUGAAUUAAUUAAAACAGAAAAAACUGAUAUUGAAUCAACAACAACAUCGAAUCGACCACCUCCAAUAGAUUCAACAAGUAAAUUAUUACAAAAACAUCCUGCUGAAUUUGCUCCUGAAGAUAUUCGAGACAGAAUGACGCCAAUACUUCGUCAUUUAUUUGAUCAAGAAGAAGGUUCUUGGUUUCGUCAACCAGUUACAGAAGCAAUUGCACCUGGAUAUUUUGAUAUAAUCAAAUGUCCAAUGGAUUUUUCAACAAUAUUUAAAAAAUUAGAUGAAAAUCAAUAUUCAACACCAUUUCAAUUUUGUGAAGAUAUUUGGCUUGUUUUUACUAAUGCAUGGACAUAUAAUAAGAAAACUCAAAAAGUUUAUAAAGCUGGUCUUAAAAUGUCUGAAAUGUUUAUGGAAUUAGUUGAUCCUGCUAUGAAAGAAUUUGGUUAUUGUUGUGGACGUCAAUAUGUAUUUUUAGCACCGGCUAUGUUUUGUUAUGGUGUUGCUGGUAUAUGUUGUACAAUACCACGUGAAGGUGAUUAUUUUGUUUAUAAUAAUCCGGAUUCAUCAAGAAAUAAUUUAUCUAAUGAUAAAUAUACAUUUUGUAAAAAAUGUUUUGAUUCCGUUAAAUCGGAAUAUAUAUUAGUUGGAGAUGAUCCAGCUCAAACAUUAGUUGAUUUACCUAAAGCAGAAUUUAGUCAAGCAAAAAAUGAUCAUCAAGAACCAGAAGCUAUGGUUGAUUGUAUAGUUUGUGCAAGACGUUUUCAUAAUAUAUGCGUUCUUUAUCAUGAACAUAUAUGGCCUGAAGGUUUUGUUUGUAAAACAUGUGUUAAUCAAUAUAAUGUUAAACGAAAAGAAAAUCGUUAUCUGGCACAUAAAUUAACAAUGACAGAUUUAGCUAAUGCUUUAGAAAAACGUGUUAAUGAUUUUCUUCGAAAAGAUUGUGAUCCUGAUACAGGUCGUGUUACAAUUCGAGUUUUAGCUGCAAGUGAUCGUAUAUCUGAAGUUAAACCAAGAUUAAAGAAACAUUUUGGUGCAGUAGUACCAGAUGGAUAUCCAUAUAGAACAAAAGCGGUAUUUGCAUUUCAAGAAAUUGAUGGAGUUGAUGUUGUUCUCUUUGGUAUGCAUGUACAAGAAUAUGAUGGUCGAUGUCCAGCACCUAAUUCUAGACGUGUUUAUAUCUCAUAUCUUGAUUCUGUACAUUAUUUUCGACCAAAACAAAAACGAACAGCACUUUACUAUGAAAUUCUUAUUGGUUAUCUUGAAUAUGUUAAACAAUUAGGAUUUGCAUAUGCACAUAUUUGGGCAUGUCCACCAAGUGAAGGUGAUGAUUAUAUAUUUCAUUGUCAUCCAACUGAACAACGUGUACCAAAACCAAAACGUUUACAAGAAUGGUAUAAAACAAUGUUAGAUAUAGCUGUUGCUCAACGAGUUGUUGUUGAUUUUAAAGAUAUUAUGAAAGAUUGUAGUGAUAGUGGUAUAACUAAAGCAAGUGAUCUUCCAUAUUUUGAAGGAGAUUUUUGGUCAAGUACAAUUGAAGAUUUACUUAAAGAACUUGAUACUGAAGAAGAAGAUAGAAGAAAACUUGAAGAACUUGAAGCUGUUAAAGCAUCUGAUGAUGGUUAUAUUGAUGAUCCUAUUGAACCUGAAGAACCAACAGAAAUAUCUGAUAAACGUAAAUCAGGUGGUGGAACAACACACAAAAAGAAAAAUUUCAAGAAAACAGCUGGUCAACGUCGAAUAGCACGUAAAAAUAUGUCCAAUGGUGCCGAUUUAAUUACAAAAAUCUAUGCUAUGAUGGAAAAACAUAAAGAAUCAUUCUUUGUUGUUCGUCUACGUAAUCCAAUGUCAAAUCCACCAACAUUAACCGAUACAGAUCCAUUAAUUCAAUGUGAUUUAAUGGAAUCUCGUGAUGCAUUUUUAACUUUUGCUCGUGAAAAACAUUGUGAAUUUUCAUCAUUACGUCGUGCAAAAUAUUCUACUCUAGCUUCAUUAAUUGAAUUACAUUCAUCAACAGCCGAUAAAAUUUCCUAUACAUGUAAUUCAUGUCGACAAUUAUGUGAUGUACGAUAUCAUUGUACUGUUUGUGAUGAUUAUGAUUUGUGUAGUAAAUGUUAUACAGCAAUCAAACACGAACAUCGUAUGGAACGUUCAGAUGAUGCAAAUGAAACACCAACUAGUUCAGAUACACCUUUAAGUACUCAACAACAAAGACAAGUAACUAUGCAAAAAAUGUUAGAUGCUAUACGUCAUGCUGUUCAAUGUCGAAAUGCAAAUUGUAUAUUUAAAAAUUGUGCACCAUGUCAAAGAUUACUUCAACAUACUAAAGAAUGUACUAAAGCAUCAAGGAAUCAAUGUCCACUUUGUCAAAAACUUAUAUCACCUAUAUGGUAUCAUGCUAAAACAUGUACUGAUCAAAAUUGUCCAUUACCUUAUUGUGCAAGCUUCAAGCAUAAACUUCAACGACAACGUGCAGCGACUAUGCAAGCUGAUCGACGACGUAUUAAAGCAAUGCAUCGAGCUAAAAUGGCACCAGGAAUUAAACCCCAUAAUAUCGUUUUAAACAUAGUACAUCAUUUAUAUUUAUUAUCAAUUACUCAAGUCACAUUUGAUUUUGAUUUAGGUCCAUCACCACUUGGUUCCCAAAAUACAGAAUCUACACCUGCUGUACAGUAUCAUCAUCCGAUGGAAUCUGCGUCACCAAGUUCAUCUGGUAAAAUGAUGCCAUCAGGUGGUAAAGGUGGAAAACCUGCAUCAAUGAGUGGACUCGUACGGACUAAUUUACCUUCACAACAAUCAUCUUCACAACAUCCAGCAUAUUAUAAUGGCGGCAAAGGUAAUCCAGCAGGAGGUGGUUAUCCAAUGAUGAUGACACAUCCUCAACAACCAUCGCAACAGUGGCUAUCUCAACAGCAACAACAUCGAUAUGCAACACAUCUGGCCAGUGGAGGAAAACCAAUGGCUUAUGCACAACAACGAAUGCCAUAUGGUGUAGAUCCGUAUAUGAUGCGACAACAAACUCCACAAGUGCCAUCAUCUUCUUAUCCAUAUACAUCAAAUAUCGCUCCACCAGGAUAUUCACAUUCUCAACCAAUGGAUCCUAAUGCAUUAGCAGCAGCACGUGCUGGCAAACCGAUGAUGCCCCAACAGCAACAACAACAACAACAACAACCACAAGUACCAAAUCGAUAUCCACUUAAUUCAUAUUAUAGUCAUCCUUCACAAAUGCCUUAUCAGCAACAAUCACAAGUACCACAACCACCACAUCGAUCUCUUUCACAAGGUCCAACUCCUACAUAUUCAAUGCCAUCAUCAUCAGUACCGUCAAACGGUACUGGUGGUAAACCUAUUUUAAUCGAUUCAAUCGAAUCAAAACCUGAUGAUCUUAUAGAUGAUCCGUUAAAACAACAACAACAACAACAACAACAGCAGCAGCAGCAGCAACAAAUGUUUCAUCCUCUUCUUCAAUCUCGUUCACGUUCACAAACGCCUUCAUUUUAUCCUAAUAUGCCACAAACGAAUUCUCCAUAUUAUCCUUCACAACGUCCAAUGGCACCAACAUCUGAUUAUAAUAUGGCAAUGACACGUGGUAUUCGACCACCUAAUCCUGCCUAUAAUAAUCUAGCAGUUCAACAACGUGUUCGAACUCCACUUACUUCACAAUUAUCAUCGUCGACAAAUGAUCCUACAGCUGGUAUGAAUACGAAUCCAAUGGGACUUCAAUCAACUCCGCCUCCGCCAUCUGUAACUCCUCGUUAA